GAUCAUUAUGGCCGCUGAAAACGAAUACAUAAGUGAGAGUCUGUCCUCAAUGUUUGCAUUCCCAGAGUAGUAGGGAGAUACAUCCCCUCCAUCAAGAGAACAAGAUAUCCAGUCUGUUACAUUCGCUAUGAAGACCACCAUCGCUUGCAACCUAGCCCUCAUGGGUCUUGCUCAUGCCUACCCAGGCCCAGGGCAUAUGGCCUCUAAGGUGCAGGGAAGACAAGAUGCACCCUAUGGCACGUUCCCUGUAGCAGACGACCCCUUUCAUUUCAUUCCUUGCACCAGCGAGACAAUCCCUCCGAGACUGGCAGACCAGAAUGCUGCUCAGACCUGGCGAAAUCUCUUUGACGCUGACCCCAAUCACUGGAGCUGGGGGAGCAGUAGUACCGGCGUAAAUGAAACUUCAGAUGACCCUUUCAGGGGUAGAGGAAUCUACCUCUGUGGCUAUCUCGACGUCCCAUUCGACUACAACAACGAGUCCGAGAGGCGCAUCUUCCGCUUGGCCGUGAGCAAAUAUCAGGCAUCCGGCUUGGCUCCCGCCGGAUCCAACUCAUCGACGGCCGGUAAGAAGAGCGAGCGGACCCUUGUGAUCAACCCAGGGGGCCCCGGUGGAAGCGGAGUGCAAUAUGUCGCCGUGGGGGCAGAGGGACUCUCACAGCGGAUGAGCGGAGGUGUCAUGGAUGUUUUGAGUUGGGAUCCUCGCGGAGUCAACGCAACCCAACCGGCUGCCAAUUGCUACUCCCACCCGGCCUAUGCUGAUCGUUGGCAGUGGGCAUCAUCGCUUUGGCCAGAGAUUGAGCCUGGUAGGGCAUCCGAUACACAGUUUGCAUAUGCAGAUGCCAUGGCCAACGCGACCAUGCAAGCAUGCGGUGCCAGGCUCGGAGACCUGGGUCGUUUUGUGACAACGGCUCUCGUGGCGCGGGACAUGGAUGAAAUCAGAAAGGCCCUUGAUGAGCCUGAGUUGACGGCUUACCUACUAUCCUAUGGUACCGAGCUGGGUCAGACGUAUUCGAACAUGUUUCCGGAAAACGUUGGUCGUAUCAUUCUGGACGGUCCUACCUUCACGCUCGAGUGGCGUCUAAAGACAAGUUUUGUGGUCCCAGCCUUGGACGACGUGAUGGAUGCGUGGGUGGACGGCUUUUUGGGUGAAUGUAUCCAAGCUGGACCUUUCAUAUGCCCUCUUGCGAGGCCAUGGCUGACUGAUGGAGGAAACGGAUCCGUCACGGUGCCGGAUCUGGAGCGUCGUAUGCGCCGACUGGUGACAUCCCUGGCCGAAAACCCCCUACCAGUCUUCUCAAGCGACACCGGGGCAAGCCUAGUCACAUUCACCAACAUGGCAUACAUUCUUAUCAACGCCAUGUAUCUACCUACGACCUGGCCCCUGCUAGCCGAGAUACUUUCGGGGCUCGAGCAGGGAAGCACCGACGAUCUUGAUAGACUUGUUGCCUUCCGCUACGACCCAGAAUCACCACCCAGAAAUCCCGCCAUCCCCGAUACCACGGAGCUCACAUACCUGGUCAUGUGUGGCGACUCGUACGACGACGAGGAGAGCUCAAUUGAAUGGUGGCAGCAGCUGCGAGCAAAUAUGGCCGAGACCUCAUGGUUCGCCGGCGACCUGAGAAGCCAGCAGAUCCUGUAUUGCCGACACCACAGAGACAACUUCGGGCCUCCAGUGGAGCUUUAUAGGGGCAACCUGACCGAGGACCUGAAGAACCCGAUGCUCUUGGUCGCCCAGACGCACGACCCAGCCACGCCCUUGUCCAACGGGCGCAAAAUGCUCGAGGCCAUGGGCAGAGACAACCUGAGGCUGGUCGUACACCACGGCUACGGUCACGGGACACACGCAGACGUGAGCAGCUGUACAGACGCCCUGAUGAAGGCCUACAUCUCGGAUGGAAAGAUUCCCGACGAAACAGAGACGAACUGUUAUGCCGACAGGAAGCCGUUCGACCUUGCAAUCCCGGCGGGAACGACCGAUGGCGGCAAUGGCACGGUGGUUUCGUUGCGCUCAUUUUCGGAGACUAGGGAGCAGACCACUAGCGAGAAAGUUGAUAAUGUUAGCAAACUGUUUGGGGACUUGAGACGAAAUAUUUGGCUGUGAUGGGAUAUGAUGUCAAUGCGAGAACGAGGGCUCCCUGUUAGAUGCUCACAAAAAUGCCCAAUUGAAAACCAGAUAUAUCGACAAUGCACAACUACGUAGUAAUUUGAGCACAUUGAGAAUUGGAUGAACUUUUAGGUCCAUCACAUCUUGGGCUCGACCCUAUUUUAGUUAGCUCAGGUACCUGUGUGGCACACUAUCUGCACCUUAAACGGACUCUUUUGAGAUGGAAUUGUUUAGAUGACUCCCGUCUACAAGAAUACUCAUGACUGCCUGCCACCACGUAGGAGAGCAAGCACAUUUCGGUGUUGCCUGAUUCCAGGCAAUUGUGUACCUACCUACCUACCUAC
Pyricularia grisea is the source of this 2448-nucleotide messenger RNA. RefSeq lists its product as uncharacterized. Bases 128 to 2101 code for a protein of 657 amino acids. The record is from RefSeq and is a predicted model, not a curated record. NCBI's taxonomy places the organism in Eukaryota, Fungi, Ascomycota, Sordariomycetes, Magnaporthales, Pyriculariaceae. The transcript has 2 exons.